CGCGGAAGUGGGUGGCGGGGAGCGGGGAGCGGCGUGGCUCGGCCUGGCCCGGCAGCUCCGCGUUGGCCCGCUCCGCACCGCUCCGCACCGCGCUGCCCCCGCCGCUCCGCGCCGCCCCGCGGCCCCGCGCCUCCCGCAGCGCCGCCCGCGGCGGGGCCAUGGCGCGGGGCGGCGGCAAGGCGGGGAGCCUGAAGGACAAGCUCGACGGCAACGAGCUCGACCUGAGCCUGUGCGAUCUGAGCGAGGUGCCCGUCAGGGAGCUGGCUGCACUUCCGAAGGCAACUAUAUUGGAUUUGUCCUGUAACAACCUCAUCUCCUUACCGUCAGACUUCUGUAGUUUGAUGCACCUGGUGAAACUGGAUCUGAGUAAAAAUCGCCUUCAACAGCUGCCUUUGGACUUUGGCCGCCUGGUCAAUCUGCAGCAUCUGGACCUCCUGAACAACCGUUUAGUCACCCUGCCAGUCAGCUUUGCACAGCUCAAGAACCUGAAGUGGCUGGAUCUGAAGGACAAUCCCCUGGAUCCCGUUCUAGCUAAAGUAGCCGGAGACUGCCUGGACGAGAAGCAGUGUAAACAGGCUGCUGUCAGGGUACUGCAGCAUAUGAAAGUGAUCCAGUCUGAGCAGGACCAAGAAAGACAACGGAAGCUCCAAGCAGAGCGAGAAAUGGAGAAGAAGCGUGAAGCCGAACAGCGAGCCAGGGAGGCUCAAGAAAGGGAACUGAGGAAGCGAGAGAAGGCAGAGGAAAAGGAACGCAGAAGACGGGAGUAUGAUGCUCAGAGAGCUGCAAAACAGGAGAUGGAAAAGAAAACUAAAAAAGAAACCGUGCAAACCCGAAAGCCUGCCUCCAGUUCUCGUCCUCCUCAGCCGCCCCGGCACAAGCACUCCUGGUCACGGUCAGUGCUGAGGGUCCUGCUGCUGGUGCUGCUGUGCAUCCUCUGUACUUUGGCUGUCUGCAAGCUGACAGAGCUACAGCAUCAACCGCUGUGCAUCAGCGUGAACACUCUCUACGAGGAUGUGGUAGCUGCUGUGCAAAACCAUAAAUCCCUGCAAAACCUGCUACACCAGAACUCGCAGCAGUGAUCGGCCGGAACGGGCACUCGCUUCGUCAGCAUCUCCUUCCACCAUCCAUGCAGCCAGAAUUCCUAUGGAAUUGUGUUCUGAUGAAACUGCUUCUAAUCAGUCAGCAUCGAUUUGCUGGUCCGCUCCACGUAGAGCAGAGUUAUUGUUUGGAUCAUCUUUGCUGUGCGUGUUUCUCAGUUGGCCUGUCAACUCUUAUUUGCCCAGAUUAACUUACUUAAAUUUGUUAAUACUUCUUGCCUCCAAGGAAUUUUUACCUAGAUUGUGAGAUACAGAAAGUUGCCAAUUUAUAGAAGCGGGGGAAAUUAAAAAAAAAAAAGCCUUACAGUUAUCUAGGUAGCUAUAGCUCUAUAAUGGAGGUAUAAGUUUUGUAAUACAUAUCCAUUUCUUGCUCUCAUUUCUGUUAAUGCUAAAAAUCAGUGGUAUGGCUGUAUGGGGUUGUAUGGGGUAGGCCUCCUCCAGGACCAAUUACAAGUUUGUGGAAUGGCUGCGCAUCCUUAUGUUGGAGUGAAGAAGCUGAUGUACUCUUGAAAAAAGCUGAAAAUUUUCAAUACAACAGUUUUCGCAUCAA
This is a messenger RNA of Cygnus olor (mute swan), 1647 nucleotides long. It is a transcript of the gene LRRC59, whose product is annotated as leucine rich repeat containing 59. Gene Ontology annotation, molecular function: protein binding. The record is from RefSeq and is a predicted model, not a curated record. The coding region runs from base 159 to 1079 and encodes 306 amino acids. NCBI's taxonomy places the organism in Eukaryota, Metazoa, Chordata, Aves, Anseriformes, Anatidae. The transcript has 7 exons.